Messenger RNA from Fomitopsis serialis, 1893 nucleotides. RefSeq lists its product as uncharacterized. The record is from RefSeq and is a predicted model, not a curated record. NCBI's taxonomy places the organism in Eukaryota, Fungi, Basidiomycota, Agaricomycetes, Polyporales, Fomitopsidaceae. The transcript has 4 exons. The coding region runs from base 1 to 1893 and encodes 630 amino acids.
AUGUAUGCCCAUCCUCGUGCACAAGACGCGCCCCACGAUGCUGCCCCGGACGUUCCCCAUCCUCUGCCUAUGCAUCCUGAACACCCUGCUUACCUGCCACCCAGGCGCCCUGGUACUCCCCAUCACGCUGGUCCCCACUAUCCUGGCUUGCCUCCGCCGAACGCGCCGGCUCCGCCGCCCCAUGGUGGUCACUAUUACCAUCGUGUCGCUUCUGCACCUGGUGCUAUAGGGUAUCAGCCGCACCCUGGCAUUGCCGCUCACCAUGCUCCUAUGUACUAUCCGCACGGCCCUUUCCAGCCACAGCCCAUGGACUAUCGCGGCCCAUACAUGCCCGCUCCAAUGGGACUUGGUUAUGCUCCAGCCCCCUUCCCCGGGCCUGCCCCGCCAUUCGGGCCUGCUCCCCCGCUUGCACCUGCGGUGGCGCCCGCUCUGCCGCUUGCACCUGCUGCGGCGCCCGCUCCCGCGCCUGCUCCCGUGCCCGCACCUGCACCUGUACCCGCUGCGGUGGUGCCAGGUCCUGGUGCACCUGUUCCUGCAGGAACGCCAGCAGGUGGCAAUGACAUCGCUGGAGUCGCUCAUGCCAGGCCUAGUAAGAAGCGACCGAAUGAGGAAGUGCAACAAGGAGUUUACGCUUUCGAGGUCGACAUCCUGAUUGGCGAAGGAAAGCAUGUCUACAAUGCCAACACCGGGAUGACGUGGACAGAAUUCUGUGAGCAGUGCGCGGUGUUCUACAAGAGCGAUCCCAACAGUACACGUCUUGCGGCGAAGAUUUCCGGUGAUUCCGGCUGUUUCAUGUUCUUGGAUGGCAAAGCCGAGUACGAGAGCACCAUACAGCACGUUGUUCAAAAGGUGCUGCAUGCUCGUUCUCGUGCUGUGAAGUUGGAGAUCAAGAAUAUGCUCCCCACCACCGCCACCUCGAGCAGUGGCCAGAAGCGCAGACGUGGACGCGAUGAUGAUGUCCCUCCCGAGCUGAACGACGACCGUCGCUCACAGCUUGCUGCCUACAAGCAACUCGAACAGCAUCUCCGCUGUGAGAAGCACAACGGUCACUGCCAUGUUACUCGGCCCAAUGGGACAGACAAUCAUCGCCGUAUGGAUCACCAGGCGAUGACACUAUUGGCAAAGAAGAUUGCUCUCAACCAUGCAACGAUCUUUAAUCCUCCUAACAGUGUUGAGUUCGACCGAGCUGCACGAUGGGGUGUCAACUCAAAUGCCGCCGGCCCUGCCCCUGUGCACGUCACGAUACACAACAUCACGCAACCAGGCCCCAGCCAGCCCAUGCCCACUCCCGUCACGUCCACCCCAACCCCAAGUCCGCACCCGCAGGCACCCACCGCUUCAACAUUGCAUCGAGACGGCUCACCUGUCCCAGCUCAUGCCAACCUCCCGGAUACCCUUGCGCCUCCGUACCCGGACCUCACGGUCGUUUUGGAGAUGCUCCAGAAGACAUACUACCCACGCUACAACUUCCUGGAACUCGAGGCGAGCCUGCUUGCGACCGACAUUGACCUAGGCGACAUUGUUCAAGUUCCCGAUGUUCGUGAUGUCCUACCUUUCAUUGGAGACAUGGGCAACGAGCGCGCCUACAUUCUUCGUAGCUUCGCAAAGGCUAUCGUUCUUCCCCGCAUUGGGAUGCCGACAGAGAUGUAUGCCAAGCAUCUUCCAUGGGAGGUUGUCGCAUUCGAGCAGUUGGCUACAGGUGCUAGUACCUCUUCCAGAGCGAGCGCGAGAGCGUCGACGGGCACUGGCUCGGAGGAGGAACCUGUCGAGGUUGACAACAAAGGUGAUGAGGUGGAGGACGAGGCAGAUGAUGAUGAUUCUGACGAGGACUCCGAUGAGGAGUGGUUGGAUGAGGGUGAUACUCACCUCGAGCCUGACGAGCAGGGCCUCUGA